Molecule: messenger RNA, 1361 nt
Organism: Bursaphelenchus okinawaensis
Lineage: Eukaryota; Metazoa; Nematoda; Chromadorea; Rhabditida; Aphelenchoididae
Source: the annotation of a GenBank genome assembly
AUGAACGAUUACGAUCAGAUGAAUUUCCAAGAAGAUGUGAUUCCACCAGUUGGUGAAGUUAUCCAAGUUGGAGGAGAUGCGAGUAGUCAGUCUAAUGUAGAAGUAGAGAAUACAUAUGAAGAAGAGGUUGCACCUAAAUUGGAGGUUCAUGAUGAUCAAACUCAGUUGAUUUGUGAAGAAAGUAUGAAUAUUGACAAAGAUCUAUUUAACGACGACAUUCCUGGACAUGUCGACUUUGAACGAGGACGUAUGGUAUGUUUUUGGCUGUUAUUUUAUUAUGUCUUUAGGUUUCAAAGUUAGUGUACAUAGAUAGUUUGUAUACUGGGUGGUUUGGAAGAUCUGCUAGAGGUUUAUUGUGAACAACAACGUGUUAUAGAUCUUAUACUUGUUUUUUACCUGCUCUAAAGUAAUUUAAGGGUGCCUAUUUACUUUACUGUUUUAAGCAUAUAUCAGUGAGUAUUCACUUUGUUGUUUCAGAGCAAUUUGGCAGCAAAACGAGGUCAUCAACGCUUUAGAACAGAGCUGGAACCAGAAGAUGUUAAGCUAGUUAAUGGUAAGGGUUAGGUUUUAUUAUUGUGCUUAGAGAGACAUCUAGUUUGUAUAUUUUAUGUAGGCCAAGCAAAAGCAUUACUAUAUGUUUAUAUUAACUGGAAUAUAUAGAAUCUAUUUUCAGAAAUGGGACAGCUAACAGCAGAACAGUUGAUGGAUUAUAUGCGAAAAAUCAAGGAUCAAGCAUGUUGUUUGGGUAACGCACAAUGUAAGUGUUAAAAUUGCGGGUUUUAAACGUCGGAGACUUGAACAUUUAUUGUAAUUUGGUUUAAGAUGAAAGCGAAUGUAUUAGAGUAGCAGUUAAGCAAAAAAGAAAAAAGAUAAUUCUGUGUAAAAAGCGAAAAGCUAGUUAAAGUUCAAUCGCUUUUUGCUUGGUUACUAUUUUUUUCAAAUUAGAAUUCGAAUCAGACCGAAUUUUAAAGAUUACUUAUUUUUAUGUAUUUGAAUUUUAAUUCUAUUAAUUUUUUAAAUAUAUAAGGCCUAAAAGGUUUGUUAAUGUUGCUAUUGUAAGCGUUCAGUGUUGAGUUUCUGAGAUUUUUGAUUUGUUCUUUUUUUAUAGUGCAUUUUAGGUACAAGGCUAUUUUUACUUUUAAAUUUAAUUUGUUUUUCACAGUAAAAGUAGUUUAACGGCAAAAAUAGUCAAAAAUAGCUUUGAAAACAACGUGGUGUUGUUGAUUUGCACUGUAGAAGUGCAAAUGUUUGAAAACAAACGUUGUUUGUCUUUUUGAGUGCAUAUCAUUCUUAAUUUUACCUUUUUAAUUUCAGCAGAACAAUGUAAACGAGCUAAACUUUUGAAGAUCUUCCAGACGUGA